UCUGUUUUUCCUCCAAACAAACGCAAUAUUCUCUCCAGAUUUUAGGAAUCAUAUCCGCCUUCCUGAAUUUCUUCAUUUUUUUUCCCUCCUUUAUUUUUCCAUUCAUCGGAACCUAGUUCGAUUCUCUGAUCAGUUUUCCCCCAAACUCACAUUCGAUCGGAUCAGUUUUGCGGUUGUUUGGAGUGAUAUAUUUUCCAGAAAUCAUCGUACUGCGAGUUUGAUGGUUUUUUCUUGAGGUUUCGAUCUCCAAAAUUCAAUACCAUGGCGGCGGGGGCAAUGGCAACCUACGCGGGAGCCGCCUUGAUUAUUUACUAUCUGCUGAGCCGGAGAUUAGCAUCGAAAGGCAACGACGAUGAUCGGAGUGGUAAUAUGUCCAAAUCGAUUAGAUCGGUUAGGAGAAGGAUCUCUCGGCGGCCGGCUCAAGCGCCGGCGACGUGGUUUGAGACGAUUACUACUCUAUCAGAGACUCUUAGGUUUACGUACGCCGAAACCUUGGGGAAAUGGCCGAUCGGAGAUUUGGCAUUCGGAAUUAAUUACUUGAUGCGGAGGCAGGGUAACUUACAAGUUGCUAACGUGUAUGCGGGCAACGAUAGUGUGCAACUUAAAGGCCCUGAAAUUAUCGCGGAGUUGAGUAGUUUUUUGCGGUUGCUCACCUUCUGCAUGCUUUUCUCCAAGAAGCCGUUUCCAAUCUUUUUAGAAUCAGCCGGUUAUUCUCUGGAGGACGUGCUUAUUCAGAAACCAAAAGCAGGGAUUUUGAAACCUGCUUUUACAAUUAUUCGUGAUAGUAAUUCAAAAUGCUUCCUUCUUCUGAUUCGGGGCACUCAUAGUAUCAAAGAUACAUUAACAGCAGUAACUGGUGCAGUGGUUCCUUUUCAUCAUUCAGUUUUACAUGAUGGUGGGAUAAGUAAUUUAGUUUUAGGAUACGCACACUUUGGGAUGGUUGCUGCAGCCCGUUGGAUCGCGAAGCUAAGCACUCCUUUCUUACUCAAAGCUCUCGAUGAUUUUCCAGACUACAAAAUCAAGAUUGUUGGGCAUUCUCUUGGUGGUGGAACCGCUGCUUUAUUGACAUAUAUUCUUCGAGAACAGAAGGAGUUCUCUUCUAGUACUUGCAUCACAUUUGCCCCAGCUGCGUGUAUGACAUGGGAGUUGGCAGAAUCAGGUAAGCAGUUCAUCACUACAAUUAUUAAUGGUUCAGAUCUGGUGCCCAGCUUCUCAGCUGCUUCUAUAGAUGACCUGCGAUAUGAGGUGACAGCAUCAUCGUGGCUGAAUGAUUUACGAGAUCAGGUAGAGCGUACCAGGGUCCUCAACGUUGUUUAUCGCUCUGCAAGCGCUCUCGGCUCACGCCUUCCAUCUAUGGCUACUGCCAAAGCUAAGGUCGCCGGUGCAGGCGCCCUUCUCCGCCCAGUCUCUAGCAGCACACAGGAUGUCGUGAAACGUGCGGUUGUGCGAACUCGCUCCUCUCUGUCUUCCUGGUCUUGCAUUGGCGCCCGCAGACGAAUAUCCAAUCCCACCGAGGAGUUGCCCGAAGCUCCUCUCAUAGCUGAAGAAGUUACUAUUAAUGCAACUGAAAAGAAGAAGCUACGCUCUGGUUCUUCAAGUGAUGAUAGUUCAGAUCAUGACACAGACGAGGAACGGCACCUUAUUCAUGAAGAAAGAAUCGUUACCUCAACCGACGUCGAAGACAUUACGGAUGGUGAGUUGUGGUAUGAACUGGAGAAGGAACUUCAGCGGCAAGAGAAAAAAGUCGAUGUUAUUACCCGAGAAGUUGGUGCCGCUGCAGCAAAAGAAAUCGAAGAAGAAGAAGAAGAAGAGAGAUUGCUUACAGAUGCUGAGGGAAGCAGUGAGAAGCCAUUGUCUUCUCUGGAUGCUUCGGAAAACAUACGUUUCUAUCCUCCCGGCAGAACCAUGCAUAUUGUUUCAGUGCUCUCGCCGGAUUCUGAUAAUUUAGCUCACGCUGAGGAGAUUGUGCAGGAAAAAGUUGGUAUAUAUGAGACGCCUAGAGAAUUGUACAGUAAGCUGCGUCUCUCUAGAACAAUGAUUAAUGAUCAUUAUAUGCCCAUGUACAAAAAGAUGAUGGAAUUGUUGAUCAAGGAACUUGAAGAAGAUGUAUCAAGUAGUUACGAAUUGUAAAUAAUUUCAUAUGCUAUCAUAUCAUAUACCUAAAAUGCGAAAUCCCCUUGUGAAA
Molecule: messenger RNA, 2185 nt
Organism: Momordica charantia (bitter melon)
Lineage: Eukaryota; Viridiplantae; Streptophyta; Magnoliopsida; Cucurbitales; Cucurbitaceae
Product: lipase class 3 family protein
Biological process (GO): lipid catabolic process
Source: RefSeq, a predicted model, not a curated record